CUCCUUAUUCUGAGCUUGCGUCGUGCACGUAUCGAGUAUACAACAUCAUACACAAGUAUCUUUCGCUCUGACGUUUCUCAACAUCGUUAACUGAAAAUAUAUACUUAUCAGUGUAUUAUUACAUACCUUAUUUAUGUGGCGUUCGUUCGCCUCUGCAGUGCUUCAGUGUUUCGAUUGCUAAAGUGUCUUUGAGUAGGUCUUCUAUACUUUAUCAUUCUCUUUUUUCGCGCGAGUGUACAACAUAACUUACCUAUAUAAGUAUUCUGUUGCUGCUGAUCAAGUUGAUUUUGUCAUAUACCUACACUGAGUGACAGUUGGAACAUUCCAAGAGAUUUGAAACGAAUACAAGUGAACAGUGGGUGAUUAUCGUUGUGUGCACUAUCUUUAGUUUGUGAUUUUUGUUUUGUUUUCAUAGUUGAUGACGUGAGUGGUUUCAGUUUUUUGUUUUGUUUCUUUUCAUUACAAUCGGAGAAGAACAGAAGAGAAAUAGAAAAAGGGUUCUAACUGCGAGACGCUGGUUGUUUCCGUGAAAUAUACUUAUAUAUACAUAUAUAUAUAUAUAUAUAACACACAAAGAGCAGAAGUAAACACCGAGAGACACGUCGCCUUACAUCCUUGCCAAACUCUGAUAAACAGCCUCAUAAAACCAACAACAACACCCAUCAUCACAACACUUUGGCUUUGCACAGCUUUCUCUCGUUCGUCCUCCUCCUUUUGUUUGACACACCGUGGCUUCGGUCAAUAACACACAUGACGAUCGGCGCACCAAAGCCGGACCAACAACGAGAACAGAAGCAACGUCAAUCACGGCGGCGCCGCUAAAAUAAAAAAGCGCGAGCCCGUAAUGUACGCGCUUGAUGUAUGCGCGUGCGUUUAAAAGAGAUGAAUAGCGAGUAAAGCGGUGAAAACGGGACUCCUCGAGGAUACCAGUACUGGUGCGCCGAGUCGCGUGACCGCGCACAGCAUGGUCAGCGGAGGGAUGGCCGGGCAGCACUACUGCCUGCGCUGGAACAACUACCAGUCCAACAUGACGUCCGUGUUCCACCAGCUCCUCCAGACCGAAGCCUUUGUCGACGUGACCCUCGCCUGCAACGAGGCCUCCCUCAAGGCUCACAAGGUGGUGCUCUCGGCAUGCAGCUCGUACUUUCAGAAGCUGCUGCUGUCCAACCCCUGCAAGCACCCGACCAUCAUCAUGCCGCAGGACGUCUGCUUCAACGACCUCAAGUUCAUCAUCGAGUUCGUCUACAGGGGCGAGAUCGACGUCUCGCAGGCAGAACUUCAGUCGCUCCUGAAAACGGCCGAUCAGCUGAAGAUCAAGGGCCUGUGCGAGGUGCCCGAGAGCCGAGAAGGAGGAGGCGGCAGUGUCGGCUCACCAUCGGGAGUCGGAGGAGGAGGCGGUGGUCCAACAGUCGGGGGCCUUAUCGAGGGGCCCUCGGUCAGCCUGAGCUCGCCACCCCGUGACUCGAGCACACCCCACAGGUUCAAUUUCACAAAGCUCAAGAGCAGCAGGCACCACCACCCGCGCUACAAGAGGCCGCGCACGUCCUUCGACGUCGGCGGCAACAAUCGGCUAGCCAACACGGACCGGCAUCUGUUACUGCACUCGCAGCACCAUCACCACCACCAACAACAACAACAACAACGCAAUCAUCACAAUCAUCUGCAGCACCAGCAUCAUCAUCAUCAUCAUCAAGUUGACUCGGGCAAGUACAAGGAAGAGGACUUUGUCGAGAGCUACGUGAGGGAUUGCAACAAGGAGAACCGCCGUGAUUGUUGGCCGGUCGAAGAUGAAGAUUGCAUGGAGACGACAACGACGAGCACCACAGCAGCAGCAGCAGCAACAGCAGAAGCAGCAGCAGCAGUAGCAGGAACAACAGUAGUCCUGGACUCGUGUCAGCGUAACAGCAGCGCCGGCGCCGGCGGUGGAAGUGGUGGCGCGGGAGGUGACGGCGGUGCCGGCGGAGCUGCUGCUGGUGGACCUGACAACAACAACAUCAGCAAUACCAACAGCAACGGCAGUAACAACAGUAGCAACAGCAACGGGCCUGUCGCCAACAACAACAAUACCCCCGCGGCGACUAAUAACAACGGUGACGACAUGUUCUGUCACACAGGUCUCGGCCAUUACGGCCAUCAUCCGGAUCCAGCUGAGGUCGAUUUGCCGCCCGAGACGCAGCCAACGCCGCCCAGUGCGACCCUCGUUGGUACGACCAUUACCCACCUCAGGGACGCCGAGCAUCAGACGGCUGACAUCCAGAGCUGCGACAGCGUGAAGAUAAAGUUCGAGACGUUGCACACGAUGGACUCGUCGGACACGAUAGACAUCGACAGCCACAUGUCCGACCGUGCGAGCGUGAGCUCGAAAAACGCGGACGACAACAUGAUGAUGAUAACACCCGAGCUCCUCGGUCUCAUGCCCUCGAGCAGCUCGGUGCACUCCGACUCGGGUGAAAACAACUCGCGCAGUCACUCCGGCCAGUCGGGCGGACACCAUCACGGCUCCAAGUCGUGGACCCAGGAGGACAUGGAGGCAGCCCUCGAUGCCCUCAGAAAUCACGACAUGAGCCUCACCAAGGCCUCUGCGACGUUUGGCAUACCAUCGACGACUCUCUGGCAGCGGGCGCACCGGUUGGGUAUCGACACGCCCAAAAAGGACGGCCCGACCAAGUCGUGGAGCGACGAGAGCCUGAACAACGCCCUGGACGCCCUACGUACGGGUACCAUAUCGGCCAACAAGGCCUCGAAGGCGUUCGGCAUACCCUCGAGCACCCUGUACAAAAUAGCGAGGCGAGAGGGCAUUAGGUUGGCGGCGCCGUUCAACGCGAGCCCAACUACCUGGACGCCGGCUGAUCUAGACCGCGCGCUCGAGGCCAUACGCUCCGGACAGACCUCGGUGCAGCGCGCCUCGACCGAGUUUGGCAUACCCACGGGCACGCUAUACGGCAGGUGCAAGAGGGAGGGUAUUGAGCUCAGUAGGAGCAAUCCUACGCCCUGGAGCGAGGACGCCAUGACCGAGGCUCUCGAGGCUGUUAGACUGGGACACAUGAGCAUUAAUCAAGCGGCGAUACACUAUAAUCUGCCGUACUCGUCGCUGUACGGGCGCUUCAAGCGGGGCAAGUACGAGGAGCCGGUGGUCAACGACAUGUCGCAGGACGGCUCGUCGCAGCACUUCCACCAAAGUCCCACCCAGAAUCACUCGUCCUCCCUUCCCGACCAGAUGCCUUACCAGGGCAGCUGAAACUUGCCUCUUUACUAGAUCGCCUUCACCGCGGCAUGGUCUAGUAAAUGAGGAUCACUUGGCAAUUAAUGUUGUCAAAGAGUUACGAGGCCUCUGAUGGCAUACUAAAAGGGAGUGAGAACAGGAAAGAAGGAUUUUUACUGGAGCGCGUGCGCGCGUGUGUAAGAUUUUUUGCUUAUACCUUAUGCCGAUGAAAGAAGCAUCAGUGAGGCGGUUGCACGUGCAUGCGGAAGACUAUUGAAAUAUAAAUAUACAUGUGUAUGAUAGACUGAGCGAUCGCGAGAUUACCUUGCGAUCCUACAGUAUUAUAACGAGAGUCGGUGUUAAAAAACGAUGCUGUGCAGAGUAAGGCGAAAAUAACAAUAUCACGUACAUUGAAUCCGUGUCGCGUUUUCUUAAUUUUUUAUCAUUAUAUCAUUAUCAUAAUUAUUAAUAUUUUUUCGUUUAUUGGAUUUCUUAUCCGACGUUGCUGACUUUUUAUUAANUUUUUUUUUUUUUU
Molecule: messenger RNA, 3737 nt
Organism: Copidosoma floridanum
Lineage: Eukaryota; Metazoa; Arthropoda; Insecta; Hymenoptera; Encyrtidae
Gene: Psq
Product: pipsqueak
Biological process (GO): regulation of transcription by RNA polymerase II
Cellular component (GO): nucleus
Molecular function (GO): DNA binding; protein binding
Source: RefSeq, a predicted model, not a curated record